This is a messenger RNA of Carassius carassius (crucian carp), 591 nucleotides long. RefSeq names its product U7 snRNA-associated Sm-like protein LSm10. The coding region runs from base 1 to 357 and encodes 118 amino acids. The transcript has a single exon. Gene Ontology annotation, molecular function: histone pre-mRNA DCP binding; U7 snRNA binding. NCBI's taxonomy places the organism in Eukaryota, Metazoa, Chordata, Actinopteri, Cypriniformes, Cyprinidae. The record is from RefSeq and is a predicted model, not a curated record. Gene Ontology annotation, biological process: mRNA 3'-end processing by stem-loop binding and cleavage. Gene Ontology annotation, cellular component: cytoplasmic U snRNP body; nuclear body.
AUGGACAUCGUGAGCCAUUCCAUUCGUGAGCGCACCAUCGCCGAGAACAGUCUGGUGAUUCUCCUGCAGGGUCUGCAUGGACAGAUGACCACCGUUGACCUGCGAGAUGAGAGCACAGCGAGGGGACGCAUUAUUAACGUCGAUGCUUUCAUGAACAUCCGGCUGGAGAAGGUUCUGUACAGGGACAGACUUGGAUUCAUGUCCAGUAUGGACGACUUGUUCAUCACUGGCAGAAAUGUGCGUUACGUCCACAUCCCAGACCACAUGAACAUUAUAGAGACAAUAGAGACCCAGCUCGCAAAAAUACACUGUGUGCGAAACUUUGGAGCACGCAAAGAAUACUCCAAGAAUAAAUAGAUUUUCUGAGAAACUAAUGCUUGUCAAAUAGAUGGUUUUGUAAUGCACAGUUUUAUUUUUCAUUAAGCAAUGCAAUCAUGGAGCAAAAAAGGAAUAUAUAGUUAAAAUGUUGCUAGUUGGUGAUCGAAAAAGCUCUGAAUAGUGUCUCUAGGAAAAGUGUGGGAAAAGUUAUUUCUGUUUAUUUUGUUUUGCUCUAGUGGUUUGAAAAAACAAUAAACAGUGAAAUAACCAUGA